AUGACGCGUCGCCCGCUUGACUGCGCCGCAGAAGCAGAGGGCGCUGCCGGGGGACUAUAUGUAGACGGGUACGGCCUUUACCGGCGGGAGUCUGAACCUGUUGAAGAGGAAUAUGUAGACUUUGCAGAUCUCAAAUCGAAUCUCCUAUCAUCCAAUCCGACCGAGCGGGUAGAUUUUGAUACGCUGUCCCGAGACCUCCAAAUCACCGUCGAGCACACGCGGCUUCUUAUCAAGAUGAUUUCCUCCAUUUUGCACGACAUAGUUCGAUCUGCUGAUGGAGGCUGGUGGAGACCCUGCUGGGGUCGAUGGAAUUGGGGAGAAAUCAAUCUACGAGAGCAGUCAACGGAUCAGACUUCAGGAUGGACUGUUUUGUUAUUCAUAACAGUGUCAGACACUAACUACCUAUUUAUGGGAGUUUAUGUUGAUCGUGGCUACUACUUGGUCGAAACUGUUACUCUUUUAGUAGAUCUAAAAGUACGCUAUCCUCAUCGUAUUACAAUUCUCUGGGGGAAUCAUGAAAGUAGACAGAUCAACCAAAGUCUAUGGAUUCUUUGA
Messenger RNA from Striga hermonthica, 555 nucleotides. The record is from the annotation of a GenBank genome assembly. Lineage: Eukaryota; Viridiplantae; Streptophyta; Magnoliopsida; Lamiales; Orobanchaceae.